ACAAGCUAGCCGCGCAUGCGCUGUUCUCUUCCCGGGUGUGAGUGGAAGGUCGCCAUGGGUUUGGAGGAUGAGGUGGUGUUGGCGGGGGGACCUGAGGAUGAAGAGGAGGAAGAAGAAGUGGUGGAUCCCAUAAUAGCAAUUAGAGAGCGGUGUGAGAAGAUCGAAAAGUGUGUAAAGCUACAAGAAAUAUUGGAUGCCUGUACAGAGCGAGUAAAUUCUAGAACACAAACAGAAGAAACCUGUACUGAGGAACUGUUUGACUUUUUGCAUGCCAGGGACCAUUGUGUGGCUGCAGAUAUCUUGAGUAAGUUAAAGUGAAGUCCAGUGCCCAAGGAACUCCGUGUUUCAGGAUUCAAAAUGUUUGUGGAAUUUGGUUAUUCAUUGAGUAAUAACUUUGUGAGAAAUGAAUCCUUUUAUCCAUUGUACAAUGAUUCAGGCAUUGCCUUUGUCAAAGGUUUACUGUAUUUGUGAUUGAAUUUGGAGCCAGACAUUGUUUAGUUAUUCUUGACAUUAUAAAUAAAUUUAUUGAGCCAAAACUUG
Messenger RNA from Chiloscyllium plagiosum (whitespotted bambooshark), 540 nucleotides. It is a transcript of the gene uqcrh, whose product is annotated as ubiquinol-cytochrome c reductase hinge protein. Gene Ontology annotation, cellular component: respiratory chain complex III. NCBI's taxonomy places the organism in Eukaryota, Metazoa, Chordata, Chondrichthyes, Orectolobiformes, Hemiscylliidae. Gene Ontology annotation, biological process: mitochondrial electron transport, ubiquinol to cytochrome c. The record is from RefSeq and is a predicted model, not a curated record.